Scylla paramamosain (green mud crab) is the source of this 5172-nucleotide messenger RNA. RefSeq names its product lysyl oxidase homolog 2-like (gene Loxl2). Gene Ontology annotation, molecular function: copper ion binding; protein-lysine 6-oxidase activity. Gene Ontology annotation, biological process: peptidyl-lysine oxidation. NCBI's taxonomy places the organism in Eukaryota, Metazoa, Arthropoda, Malacostraca, Decapoda, Portunidae. The coding region runs from base 359 to 1960 and encodes 533 amino acids. The transcript has 9 exons. Gene Ontology annotation, cellular component: membrane. The record is from RefSeq and is a predicted model, not a curated record.
UCAGGUGUCCGGCGGGCACUCAGCCUGCCCGGUCACCGACUCACAGUGCCUCCAGGCCCGGCACAGUGGAAAGCGGGCCCACUGUUUCGCUGCACACUGCCUUGUAAAGUGAAGACAAUCACACGCCGCGUGACUCACUAGACUGUCAAUCUGAUAAACCAAACAUGUGCGAGAAUGGGAUUUCGAAUGUGAGAAAGUAAUACGAUUACUUUUUUGAAUAAUAAAUACAUUUGUCGUAGUGAAAGUUACAGCACAAACAAUCUAUUAAGGAAAGGCGGAAAGCGAGAUCCUAAGGUGGACGCGUGCACUGCAUGACAACUCAGAGGCACUAGUGACGCGCAUCCUUCCGUGAGUGACAAUGUCUCCGCUAAGGAUACUGACACUCCUGAUGGUGCUGAUGGUGGUGAUGGCGAUGAUGACGGAGGAGGUUGAGGGAGUACGACGCAGGCGGCGGCGGCGGCGGCCUCGGGGCAAGAGGGUGCGAGCAGAAGGUGGAAAAGGAACCAGAAGGAUACGACACACGGGGGGCAGGAGAGCAGAGUUUGUGCGGCGGCGCCUGAGGAAAGCACGUAGGCACAACGACGAGGGCACGCUGCGGCUGAUUGACGGCCGCGCGGAGUGGGAGGGAAACGUGCAAAUAUUCCACGAAAACCGCUGGGGUAACAUUUGUGACGAUGAGUGGGAUGACCGUGAGGGUGAAAUGGUCUGCAAGGCUUUGGGUUUCCCUGGCCUUGAAAAAGUUACCUACAGUGGAGUCUACGGUCAUGCCAGAGACAGAUUCUGGAUGGAUAACCUUUUCUGCAUGGGAACGGAGAAGAAUCUGACACAGUGCAAAUUUGACGGCUGGGGAAUCCACGACUGCGAGCGAGACGAAGCAGCUGGGGUAGUUUGCAGGAGUCACUUCUCUUCCUCUACUCCAUCGCCCACUUUACCUCCACGAGAUGAGCCAAUCAUUACAAAUAAAACCGUAUUAAAACACGCGGUGGAAGGGAAGGUGAAGCUUCGCCUGCAGGGAGGACGGUCGGAGUUCGAAGGUCGAGUGGAGGUGCAGCUGGCGGGGUCUGAGGAGUGGGGGCUUCUGUGUGGCGAUGGUUGGUCCCUGCUGGAGGGCAUGGUGGUGUGCCGCCAUCUGGGGUACGGUUAUGCCCAAGGAGCUUUGUCCACAGACUUCUUUGGGGGAAAUCGAUCAGAUAUCAUUAUCAGCGGCAUGAAGUGCACCGGAAAUGAGGGAAAGUUAGAACAGUGCCUCCAUGAUGAUGUGGGGGAGGUUUUCUGUCCUGAUCCAUCUGCAAAUGGGAAUAUUGCUGGAGUCACCUGUGUUCAAAAAAUGGCAGAUUUGGUGCCAGACCACAUGGAAUUGGCAAGGUCAGCUCGCCUGGAGGACAAGCAGCUCUUCUUCCUGCAGUGCGCUAUGGAAGAAAAUUGUCUAGCCACCUCAUCUGCGGAGGUUGAGAAGAGUGGCUAUGGGUGGCACCUCAAUACUCGGAGACUCAUGCGCUUCACUGCCAGGAUAUUCAACCAAGGAGAUGAAGCUUUCCGACCUUUCCUUCCCAAGCAGUACUGGGAGUGGCACGCCUGUCAUAUGCACUACCAUAGCAUGGAAGUGUUUGCUCACUAUGACAUCAUUGAUUCUCAAGGAAACCGAGUAGCAGAAGGGCAUAAAGCUUCCUUUUGUCUAGAGGAUAACAACUGCUUACCAGAUGUUGAACCUGUGUUCAAGUGUGCCAACUAUGGUGACCAAGGUAUCAGUCCUGGCUGUACUGACACCUACGCCUAUAAUAUUGACUGCCAGUGGGUUGACAUCACUGAUCUCAAGCCAGGCACAUACACAUUUAAGCUGGCAAUAAAUCCAGAGUUUAAGGUCGCAGAGAAGACAUUUGACAACAAUGCUGCUUCAUGUGAAAUGAUAUAUGGUACCCAGAAUGUGUGGAUAGGGAACUGUACACUGGGCAGACCCUAAUACAUUAUUAAAAUCAAGUAAGCCUUUCACAUUUCUGACUAAAACAUGUUGUGUGCCUAUUUGCUUGCUGAUGAUAAAACAAUCUUGUAAAGUCACCUACUCAGUGAAUUUUCAUUAAUAAGAAAAGAAUAUAUAUAUAUAUAUAUAUAUAUAUAUAUAUAUAUAUAUAUAUAUAUAUAUAUAUAUAUAUAUAUAUAUAUAUAUAUAUAUAUAUAUAUAUAUAUAUAUAUAUAUAUAUAUAUCCUUGUAAAAUAACAGACACACUGAACUCUCAUUAGUUUAGUGAGAUACUACGUCUCUGUGACACAAUGAACUGUCAUUAGUUUAGUGAGAUAAAUAAUUAAACAGUGAGUCUGGUUACCAAACAUUUCCUUACUUUUAGAUCAGGUUAUUAAUGUACCCUAAUCAUAUAAUGUAUGCUGUUAACUCAAGAGAAUUUUUAUUAUUAUAUAAGAGUGUGAAUGGAUAUGACACUUAUCCUUAGUAGUUCUUGCAAGACUGACUAAAAUGACAGAUAUAGCUUGUCAGUGAUCUUCAGUGAGAAUUAUUCUGAUUCCUUUUAACAUCUACUUUAAUAACCGAAAUAUACUAUAAAUCUAUUAAGUUGUUCAAAUUUACACAAUGUAACAUGUUUGUGUCUAUUGCUGGAGGAUCUUCUAUAUGCUAUGUUUGAAAUGAUCACAUUAAUGUAAUGUACAUGCAUCUAAUCUUCUCAGAGAAGUACAAACCAGGAAUUAAUUAACAUGUGGCAAAAACUUAAUCAUGUGCAUUUUGAGCACAUUUUGACUGUGUAGAAUAAGUUUUUUCCUUCUUCCUGUGUAUUAGUUAAUUUAUGUGAUACCUAUUUUGGAAUAUUGUCAGAUACAUGUUUAUGUGCAUGUGUGCAUAUGAUAUAUAUAUAUAUAUAUAUAUAUAUAUAUAUAUAUAUAUAUAUAUAUAUAUAUAUAUAUAUAUAUAUAUAUAUAUAUAUAUAUAUAUAUAUAUACUGUAUUGUAUUCUGAGAAAUUGGUUUGUAUGACUGAAAUAUCUAAGUCAGUAGAAUAAUUUUUUUCACCUUUUGUGUUCAUGAACUAUUUUAUGCAGGAGUAUUAUUAAAUUUUGUUGGUCGUUGCAAAAGAAAAAAAUAAAUAAAAAAAAAAUGUAUAUCCUGUGAAGUAUCUUAGUAAUAACCUGUUUUUAAGAAAAGAUCUGGAGUCAGGCAUGGGAAGUAGUAUAUGCAGCCAGAGUGGCUGACUCAAGAGUUGGGAUCACUAAAAUGGUCACAGCUUGAUCUCUUCCCCCCAAAAAGUUCAUCCCUAAGUGCCUUGUGACAUUAACAGUGUGUCUGUUUGGUUAGCUUAUCUCAUUAUCAUAAACAAAAUUAUUUGCAUAUCUAAUAGUUGUUAAUUUUGCUGUGUGCUUAAAGUAUGCCACUUGUGUUCCAUGACCACUAGAAUAAUUACCCUGCAAUGAAACAAGGAGAGCAUGACAACAACAUAGAUAGUUCAGAGUAAACAUACAAAUAGACAUAUAAUCUACAAGUAAAUAAUAUUUCUAAUUAUCAGUGAAGAGAAUUGAGGGAGACCUGAUGGAUUUACACAAUACAGUGGCUGCAUGUCAAGCCAAGGAGUGUAGUCACAGCUUGAUGUUUAUCAAAUUGUACUGUUCAGUGUUUUUUCUUUAUUAUAUGCUAUUUGCCAAAUAGUUUUCCUGCAACAUUCAAACUCAUGUUAUUCCCAAUUUGUGUUCCAUUGUGUUGUAUAUGAACUGCAUCUCUUUUAUACAUACUAUUACACUGUGUACUUACUCAUUUAGAUGUUCAUAAAGGAUGUACUGUAAUCACACCACUAUAGUGAUCACAGUUUUCUUUAUAGUGGUAUUUUUCCACACAGUCCAUGAUUUAAGGAGAAAAUAGAUAUUAGGAAUAAUGUAGGGACUCACUGCCACUUAGGCCCAUAUUCUGAAACACUUCUGCGUCACACCUCCUCUACAUUUCAGAGGCUCUAGUGUAAGUUACAUGGGCUUUCAAAUGUUUUUACAGUUCUAGUGACAGAUUAACAAGAUUUCUACAUUAUUAACAGAAGGAACACUCUUGAGAACCUGGCUAAUCAUCUUGUCAGCCUUAGAAAAUAGUUGUGGUGAAAGAGCAAAGUGUUUCUGAAUACAGGCUUUAAUUACACAUAUCUCUAAGUACAGAUUUGUUUAACAUAUACUGUAUUUUUUAACUUUUAAAAUAAAGAUGAUGAUAGUGCACACUGUGUAUAUCUAAGAAGAAACUAACUGUUGAUUAAUGAAGAAACAAUCGAUAUCAAAUUAUAUAGCACAAACUAUGUGAGACCUUUUUUGUAUGCGAUUCAGUAUUCUGUAGAUGAGGAAAAAAAUAUAAGGAAUAUAUCAAGCAGUAUUGCUGUUUGUUACAUUUAAGUGUUUAUCUAAUACUGUAAUAUGAAUACUGUAAUAUGAUACUAGUUUCAAAAUCAAGUAGAUAGUGUCUAAAGAUGGAGAAAACAAUCAGACAUCAGAGAAAAACCUAAAGUUAUUCAGUGACACACCUAACCAAACACUGACAUUCAUGGUAACCAGAGUGUUGGGACCUUGACUUGUACAAUCAGGCUGCAGUUAUCUCCGGAGAAACUUCUGCAUAAAAAUGAUAUUUAAGUAAUCACUAUAAAUAAAUCUCAAGAAAGCAAAGAUAAUAUUUAAUGUUUAUUGAGUACUCAUUAUUAAUUUAUAUAAGUUAGUGUGCAGUUCAGUUUAUGCAGGAAUUUACUGAUACUGAAUCAGUUUGAAAAAAACUGGAACUUAACAAAGGGUAGCUUACAAUUGUUUCACUGGUGCAUCUAACCCAAAUUGUUCAUGGCCAGUGAAUGCAGCUUGUAUGAUAUGUGAUAAAGCUAGUUAUGGUGAUACCACUGAUAAACUCUGAGUAUAAAUGUAGAUCUCAGUUGGUUCUUCAAAAGCUAGCAUUAGACUUUACAGCAAGUUAACUUGCACACAUAUGUAUCCCAUGUGUACGUUUGGAUAAUAGCUUUUUUGUUAUGUAUUUUGUUUGACCUUGGUCAUGAGGUAAAUAAAGUUGUUAAACUGUAGAGUAUAAUGAAUUAUGGUAGACAUGAUUAUAUACAUAUAAAAUUGAAAACAUAAUUUCUUUUAUUGAUUUAAAAGCUGAUUUUGUAACUUAUUCAGAAUAAAGCUCCUUUGGUCAUUUUCUAUGAAAAUGAUGAUUUUGAAAA